Messenger RNA from Psammomys obesus (fat sand rat), 1789 nucleotides. RefSeq names its product protein phosphatase 1 regulatory subunit 3D (gene Ppp1r3d). Gene Ontology annotation, cellular component: protein phosphatase type 1 complex. Bases 53 to 892 code for a protein of 279 amino acids. Lineage: Eukaryota; Metazoa; Chordata; Mammalia; Rodentia; Muridae. The transcript has a single exon. Gene Ontology annotation, molecular function: glycogen binding; protein phosphatase 1 binding. The record is from RefSeq and is a predicted model, not a curated record. Gene Ontology annotation, biological process: regulation of glycogen biosynthetic process.
CCGAAAGCCCGGUGGCUCGGCUGAGACGCCCGCCCCGGCCUCCCGCUGGGCCAUGUCAAAAGGCCCCGGUUCUGCCCUGCUGCCCCAGACCCCGGGGUCACGGAGACCCGUGCCUCGGAGCCUUAGCUGCGUCUCGGACCUGGAUCCGCGACCCUGCAGACCCCCGGGCUGCGACCCUCGGCUGCGGCCCAUCAUUCACCGACGCGCGCGCUCGCUGCCCAGCUCCCCCGAGCGCCGUGCCAAGGCUGCGGGAGCCCCGGGCGCUGCGUGCGGAGCCGGCUGCAACCGGCAGCUCCGUGUGCGAUUCGCUGAUGCGCUGGGCCUGGAGCUGGCGCAGGUCAAGGUGUUUAACGCGGGGGACGAUCCAUCCGUGCCGCUGCACGUGCUGUCACGUCUAGCCAUCAACUCCGACCUGUGCUGCAGCAGCCAGGAGCUGGAGUUCACGCUGCAGUGCCUGGUACCAGACUUCCCGCCUCCCAUCGAAGCCCCCGGCUUCGGAGAUCGCCUGGCACGGCAGCUAGUGUGCCUGGAACGUGUCAUCUGCUCGGACUUGGGCGUCAGCGGCACAGUGCGCGUGAGCAACAUGGCCUUCGAGAAGCAUGUGGCGGUGCGCUAUACCUUCUCUGAAUGGCGCAGUGCACAUGAGGCAGUGGCGUGCUGGAGAGGGCCUGAGGGUGCCGGAGGUGCCGAGGACAUCUUUGCCUUCAGCUUUCCAGUACCACCCUUUCUGCUGGACCUCGGAUCCCGAGUACACUUCGCAGUGCGCUACCGAGUGGCUGGUGCUGAGUACUGGGACAACAAUGAUGGCUGCGACUAUAGCCUUACUUGUCGCAGUCAUGCCUUGCACAUGCCACGCGGGGAGUGUGAGGAGAGCUGGAUCCACUUCAUCUGAGCUGCUGGCCUCGAACCUGGAGCUUGCAUCUCAGCAGAAGUUGCAGUCACUUCCCCACGGAUGCUGAUCUCCGAACGGCUAUCUCCCACCCCAUCCUUCCUUCCCAGUGGCCUGGCCUCAUUUCUCGCUGUGAAGCCCUGCCACAGUGGCCUGGCCUGUCUUCUAGUGAAUUCUCUGGAGAGCCUGAUGGCCAGAGGACCAGGAAGGAGCCUGGGUAGUGCAUUGGGAUUAGGGUGUGAGAGGGCGGAUGCAUGGAAUUGUGGUCCUCCAUUUCAGGAGGACCCAGGUCAGUGUUUGCAAGAAGGGCCUUUUGCAUGUCUCCUCAGUGUGUCUAAGUAGCUGAUAUUUAUUAUUGUGAAGUUAGCCUUCCACCCAUAGUGGAUGCCUGCUCAGGAAUACUCGAGAUUUUAUAAGUGUAAAGAAGGCCUGUUGUCUGUUUGCACCCACUGUAAUAAUCGUAAGAAUACACGGUAUAGCCUGCGUUAUGGUCCCUCGAGGCAUCUCUGCCCUGGGACAGUGAAAACCUGAGGCCAUGUUUGCUUGCCAAUGUUUGUAGCCUUCCAACAGCAGAAACUAUUAAUAGCCAAGGAACUUAUAGCUCAUAUGUCAUCACACAACCAUUUCUGGGCUUCAAGGCUGCCCUGGUUAGGCGAUGCCUCCCACAUCAACAGCUGAGGAGGAGACUGAAAAGCCAAACUUCCAGCUGUGCAGCUCAGCCCAAACAGUCUUCGGGGUCUGCCCGGUCAUGUAUUUGUCUCCUAUUUGUCUGGCACUGCAUCCACGUGUUAUCAGGCCAUAUUCUGAGCCUUCAGAAAAGAUCCUGCCUUAAUUUAUUUCUGUUUUCAAGUGGCCACAGGGAUUCAGGCAGCAGUGUCCUUCCUGGUGACCUUUUCCACG